AUUUAUCUCUAAUAAUUAAAAUUUAAUUAAAUUUUUGUCAAUGAAUAAUAUAAAACUACAGCUUCGUCCCUAACUUUUUGUAUUAUAGAAUACAUUGAUUUCUAAAAAUUAUAUGCAAAAAUAGUAGAAGGAAUAGAAGUGCUACCUCAAAAAGAAUGCAUAGUGAAGUGCAUAUUAUGGUACCCCUUGGAUAUGUACAAGUGAUUGACCCUAUAUUAACUCACUCAACACUUAUAUAUAAUUAUUUAUUCAUUACAUAUGUCGCCAAUGACUAUCAAAUUAUGCAAUCAGUGUUUAUAUCUCAAUUUGAAUAAAGUUUUAUUUAAAUUUAAAAUUCACUCCUAAUAAAAGACAAUUAUCAAUUUACAUCAUAUGGAGAAGAAGUUUCUUUUUUUUAAAGGUAUGAAAACGGACAAUCUCUUAUCAGUUUAUGCACCCAAAAAAGUCUAUUAUUUUUUCUCUUAUAUUAUUUUUUUUUUUUUUAAUUUUUUUUUUGUCUAGUUUAUAUUAUUUUGAUGAACUGUUCUUGAAAAUUGAUACACAACUGAACAAGUGAAAAAGAAUGGAUAAGUAGCAAUUUAUAUCCGCCUUUUCCUUUUUUUUAGAUCCUGUUUAUGAUUUUCUUGUCAGAGUAGUUUAAUAUGCACAAAAAGUGAAAUGAAUACCAGUAAUUAUUAGCCAUUGGAAACUGCAUUUCUCCUAAAAAUAACAUUUUAUGAAAAGAACCCAUCAUGAAUCCUUUCCUUUGCAUCCUGGACAAAACAACCUCAGACCUUAAAAUCAACAACCUUAUUCUCUGUUAACCCCAUUAAGCCUCUGUUACUCCAUCCAUCUCUCUCUAAGGCUCUUAACACAGGAUUAACUGUUUGUUUAUGAGUUGAUAUAUACUUCUUGUUUUGUUUUCAUUUUAUUGUCUAUGAUUUGCAUUGGUUUGGUUUAUGGCAACAAGGAAUGCAAUGGAAUCAUGCAUCAUUUCAACAACAGAUGGGGAAUGUCUCCAAGCAAGAAUCUUUAAACCACCCCAAGAAACCAUCCAAAAUGGCACUGCAAUUGUAUUGGUGCAUCCAUAUUCAAAGCUUGGUGGCUGUCAAGGCCUUAUGCAAGGAAUUGCAUUGAGACUAUCCAUCAAAGGCUACACUUCCAUAACCUUUGAUAUGAGAGGUGUUGGAAGGUCUACAGGCAGGUGUUCACUGACUGGCUUCGCUGAAAUUGAGGAUGUGGUUUCAGUUUGCAAAUGGGUAUCACAGAACUUGCCUGCUAAUAAGAUUUUGUUGGUGGGUUCUUCUGCAGGAGCUCCAAUCUCUGGUUCUGCUGUUGACAAGGUAGAGGAAGUCAUUGGAUAUGCGAGUAUUGGUUACCCUUUUGGAUUGGCUGCCUCUUUUCUUUUUGGGAGGCACCACAGGGCGAUUUUACGGUCUCGCAAACCAAAACUUUUCAUUAUGGGCACCAACGAUGAGUUCACGAGCGUAGAACAGUUAGAGAAGAAGCUAACGUCUGCUGUUGGACGUGUUCAGGCACAUCUAAUUCUUGGAGUUAGCCACUUUGAAAUGGAGGGACCUGCUUAUGAUGCUAGGAUAGCUGACCUAUUUGCAGAUUUCGCUGCAUCAUUGAAGGAUGAGCAGCCUGCUUAGCAAGCAUAUGUUUGUCACUGAAUACAUCUAUCACCUUAGAAAAGCCUAACAUCUGAUCUUAGCCUGCAACCUCAGCAAUUACACAAACUAGCUGAGUUUAGUGUAGUAGUGAACAAAUCUCUUUAACAAUUUCUAAGGAAUCAACCAAACUUGGUGCAACUUUUUGCAUCAGCAGUGCUCAGAAUGUAAGUGGAAAGAUUAAUGCCACUGCCACUGAGAUAUGCUCCAUGUUUUUAUUAACUUUAGGUGGACAUUUAUUAACAAAGACUGUUUCUUCUA
This is a messenger RNA of Ricinus communis (castor bean), 1910 nucleotides long. RefSeq lists its product as uncharacterized. The transcript is spliced from 2 exons. Gene Ontology annotation, molecular function: hydrolase activity. Lineage: Eukaryota; Viridiplantae; Streptophyta; Magnoliopsida; Malpighiales; Euphorbiaceae. Bases 939 to 1631 code for a protein of 230 amino acids. The record is from RefSeq and is a predicted model, not a curated record.